AUGAAUAAGGUGAAUAAUGAUGCGGCUCAUCAAGCGGAAACCUCAGAAAGACGAUCGAUUUCAUCGCCGACAACGUCAACGUUUAUGCAGAGACCGAUCAAAACCGAAUCGUACGCUGAUAAUUACGAUGAUAUGAAUUUUAUCAGAUCAUUGUCUCAUUCGAAUAUUGAUAAGUCUAUUACUGGCCUCGAUGUCAGUGCGAUGACGGAUGUCGAUACUUCGAAACAUAUACCGUUCAAUCAUCGGCGAUCACUUGGUACAACUGAUCAAGAGUGCGCAAAUACAAGUCUCGAUAGUCCCCCAGGCUUAUCGCCAAUACCAAUUCAUACUGGUGCUUACAGCAUUGAUCGCUUCUUGAACGCUACUGAAUUUUACAGUGAGGAAACAGAGUGGAACAAAUGGCAGCAGAACGAAACAACUCAGAAACAGAAUUCAGUGGAUGCAAUGGCGCAAAAGUAUACGCACGUCUAUUCGGAAGCAUUCUUACAGAAUGAAUCGAUUCCAGAGGUGCUGGGAUUGAUUUACGCAGAUCAAGGACGUGGACUGUUGCGAUACAGUUAUCGAAUGUGGUCACUGAAUCGCCUGGAAAUUGACCCAUUAAAAGAGGUGACCUGUCGUUUGAACUGGUCACUGGUAGUACCGUCAUGUCUACAGAAUGAUGCGAAUGAAGAUGCUCGUAUCAAGAACGCUUUACGCAAAUACAUCUCAAAUCACAUUUACAACUGUCGACAGACGAUUGUCGUUCGAGAGAAUCGUGAUGAACUGAACCGUAUCAAAAUGCUGAAUCUCAACAAAGAAUUGCUACGUGAGGCCAUCUCACGCAUUGUCAACAAAACCUCAGAUGAGCACGGAUGGACGUUGUAUCGACCGAUUCCUUCGUAUAUAAUGCGAAACAUCUCUGGUGUUAGAAAUAAGGCAUAUAAACAGAACAAAGACUUAGAACGAGGUUUGUUUUAA
Anisakis simplex (herring worm) is the source of this 957-nucleotide messenger RNA. The record is from the annotation of a GenBank genome assembly. Lineage: Eukaryota; Metazoa; Nematoda; Chromadorea; Rhabditida; Anisakidae.